Messenger RNA from Ilex paraguariensis (yerba mate), 462 nucleotides. NCBI's taxonomy places the organism in Eukaryota, Viridiplantae, Streptophyta, Magnoliopsida, Aquifoliales, Aquifoliaceae. The record is from the annotation of a GenBank genome assembly.
AUGAUUGGAGGGAAUGAUAAUGAAGAUGCAAAUCAUGAAGUUGAGUUGACAAGCAUUAACAAUGAAAAUGAGACAAAUGGCGCAAGUCAUAGUACGACUCAAAGCAUGGAUGUUUCCACUGACACCCCCAUUACCAAAAAGACGAAGAAGAGAAAGGCUUCGACAGCUACCAAGGUUAUUGUAGAUAGCUUGGAUGAUAUGACAAGGGUGUUAGGUGAUUGUGUUGCUACUUUUGGUCGUAAGCUCGAUAAUAUUUCACAUAGGGUAGGCCAUGGCCAAGAUGUUUCUGAAUCGAGGAGAAAAAUCUUUGCUAAACUUGAGAAAAUUGGGUGGCUUGAUGAGGAUCUACUAUUUAAGGCUAGUUACAGAAUUGCCUCUAAUCCGGUUAAGGUUGACUUGUUCUUUAACUUGUCUGACGCUUCAAAGUCAUCUUGGUUUCGCAUUUACAUUGAGCAUCUGUGA